Molecule: messenger RNA, 2625 nt
Organism: Capsaspora owczarzaki ATCC 30864
Lineage: Eukaryota; Filasterea; Ministeriida; Capsasporidae
Exons: 8
Coding region: 1-2625 (874 amino acids)
Biological process (GO): nucleocytoplasmic transport
Cellular component (GO): nuclear pore
Molecular function (GO): structural constituent of nuclear pore
Source: RefSeq, a predicted model, not a curated record
AUGCAGGGCUAUGGCUAUGGUCAGCAGCAGCAGCAGCCUGGCAUGGGCGGCAUGAACGCCGGCCUUGGUGCUGGGAUGGGACGCGGCCUCGGGAUGGGCGCUGCUGCUCCGGGUCAGCCAGGCAUGCUCGGGAUGGGCGGCCAGCAGAUGGGCGGCCAGAUGGGCGGCCAGCAGCUCAACCCAAUGGGCCAGCAGCAGAUGGGUCAGAUGGGCCACCAGAUGGGUCAGAUGGGUCAGAUGGGCCAGAUGGGCCCGCAGCAGCAGAUGGGCCAGCAGCAGAUGGGCCAGAUGGGUCAAAUGGGUCAAGCAGGCCAGAUGGGCAUGGGCGCAGGAGCGAUGGCCACCCCUGCCCAGCAGCAGCAGCAGCAGCAGCAGAUGGGCGGUUAUGCCACGCCACAGCAGGCUGCAACGGGAUACCCCCAGCAAGGAGCCAUGAACGCAGGCGCCGUCGGCCAGCAGCUCUUCCAGACACCGCAGCACCAGGCUGUUGCUGGCGCUGGCAUGAUGGGCGCUACCCCCGGAGCACUACCAGGUGCAAUGCCGGGCGCAAUGCCGGGCGCGAUGGGACUCGGAGCACCCAAGAUCGGGAUGGGCGCUGCUGGGAUGGGCGCUGCUGGUUUGCCAGGCGCAAUCGGCGCCACUCCCGGCGCCGCCCCCGGACUUGGCAUGGGCGCUGGACUUGGCAUGGGUGCUGCUGCUGGACUUGGCGCUGCCCGUCCUGCCGGCCUCGGCGGCAUUGGUGGCGCAGCUCCUGGCGCUGCUGCUGCUGCAGGUGGCCUCGGCGCUGUUCCCGCUAUGGGCGCGAUGGGCGCGAUGGGCGCUCUUGGUGCCGCGCGUCCUCCUGGCGCACUAGGUGCAGGUCUUGGCGCAGCUCCAGGCGCCGCUGCCGCUCCAGGCGCGCUUGGUGGCCUUGCGGCCGGUGGCCUCGGUGCUGCGCGCCCUCCAGCAGCUCUGGGCGCUCUCGGAGCCGCACGACCCCCUGGUGCGCUCGGUGUUCCAGGUGCUGCCGCUGCAGCAGUUCCAGGAGCAGCAGCUGCACUCCCAGGCGCCGUUCCGGGCGCAGCCGCCGUCCCAACAGCUCUCGGCGCUCCUGCCGCCGCUGCUGGCGGUCUUGCUGGCGGACUCGGCGUGCGACCGACUGGUCUUCCUGCCGUGGGUGGCCUCGCCGGUGCUGCUCCCGCCGGCCUUGCUGGCGCGGCUCCUGGUCUUGCUGGCGCAGCUCCUGGUCUUGGUGGCGCUCUCGGCGCUCCACGACCCCUCGGCGCUCCUGGUGCUGCUCUUGGCGCUCCUGGCGCACUCGGUGCUCCGGGUGUGGGACUCGCUGGUGCGCGUCCUCCUGGUGCGCUCGGUGCCGUCCCCGGUGCUCUUGGUGCGCCUGGUGCUGCAGGCCUUGGCGCUCGCCCGAUUGGAGGCGUGCCCGGCGCACCCCAGUCGUUCGGCAUUUCUCUGUCAAGCGCCCCGACAGUCACCAUGAAUACAAAGUUCUCCGAACUCCCUGAGGAUUGGAAGCGAAAGCUUUUGGACCUCGAGAAAAGCAUUGCCACUCAAAAGAGCGCCAGCAACGAGAUUGCCAACCACACGAACGCCCGAGCGCUCAAUGUGGCCGCCCGAUGCAAAACCCUCAAACAGAAAGCUGCAGUCCUCGCCACCACCAUUGAGCGCGAUACUGUCGUGAUUGAUCGAUUGAAGCGCGACGUGGUCCAAGAGCUCAAAAAUGCCGAAAUGGCAUCACGAACGCUUGCUCGACUCAAAAUGCCGAUUCCAGCCAGCAUGCAACUCGAAAUGGCCUCGGCAUCAGACUACUUCAACCACCUCGUCACAAACUUUGAAAAUCGCAUGCAAAACUACCGACAGCACAUUGAGGAGCUCGAGGCUCAUCUGUCGAGUAUUAGCGAGCGCGAGCAAAUGACUCCGCAAGCACUUUCCGACAUCAUGCGUAAUCAGCACGAAACAUUCCUGGCGUUGGCUGCGCAGGUCGCUCAACUCCACGACGCCGUGCAAGAGCAAAAGGAGCUCUUUUUGAGCCAUUCUGCUGGAGAUCCGUUUGCUGCCCGCAAGAAGGCCAAGGAGGCGCAAGUCAAACGGCCAAUCCCUGCUUCUGGUGGUCUCACCUUGGAAAGCUCUCUGCGGUAUUACAAUACGCCGGCUCAAGCGCCUCGUCCAGCUGGCAUUGGAGCCCCUGGCAUGGGCGGUUUGGGCGUUCGCCCACCAGGCGCUCUCGGCGCUCCUGCUCUUGGUGGACUUGGCGCAGCUGGUGGUCUCGGCGCAUACCGUCCCCCAGGCCAACUCGGCGCGGUGGGCGGCCUGGGCGGAGCAGGUGCUCUUGGAGGUGCAGGCGCUCUCGGUGCCGCAGGUGCUCUUGGCGGUCUCGGAGCUCCCCGGCCUGCUCUCGGUGGCCUCGGACAACCCGGCGCCCUCGGACAGCCCGGAGCGCUCGGACAGCCUGGCGCCCUUGGACAACCCGGCGCCCUCGGACAGCCAGGGCUGCUCGGCGCUCAACCUGCUGCCGGUGGUUUGGGUGGCAUGGGCGCAAUGGCUCCACAAGUGGGAGCUGGCGUGCCACCACUCAACGUUGCCGCCACAGGCAGCGAUUUGUUGGCUCGCCGCAUGCAAAACAAAGUCUAA